Eupeodes corollae is the source of this 4948-nucleotide messenger RNA. RefSeq names its product protein distal antenna (gene dan). The record is from RefSeq and is a predicted model, not a curated record. The transcript is spliced from 2 exons. Gene Ontology annotation, molecular function: DNA binding. The coding region runs from base 1610 to 3559 and encodes 649 amino acids. NCBI's taxonomy places the organism in Eukaryota, Metazoa, Arthropoda, Insecta, Diptera, Syrphidae.
UCAGAAUCCAGAAUCGCGAGUGUAUUUAAGUUUAAGUAAAGAACGGCGGCGGCGAAAACGAAAGAGCGUACCCUAAGUUUAUAAGAGGAGAAGAACAAAAACAUAAAAUAACGGUCACCAGUCACCACACACAGGAAAGGAAAAUAGCGACAUCGACAGUGAUAGCGAUAGCGAAUAGGUAGGACCGUAAACCGUACCUUUAUAAAGUCCAUAUUCCAUGACACUACAAACGGACGACGGUCGACAACGCAACAGCAAUAAUAACAACAACAACACCAACGACGACGGGACGGCUUUCCUUUAACAGCAGAGAACAUAACAUAACAAAACAAUAGCAGCAGCGAAUUAAGGAGUUGAGUUUGAGUUGAGUUGAGUUGUGUUUUGGUGGUUGUUGAUGGUCUUGGUCUCUAUUCCGUCUCUUCUUCUGCUGCUGCUACUGCUGCUGCUGGGCUGAUGGUGAUGGUGAUGUUAGUCGACUCGACUAGUCGUUGUCUUGCCUUUGCUGCCUUCGCCUCCUGAUUUUGUAGAUGCCUUUGCCUUCAAUCCGGCACCAAGUCGUCGCUAUUAAUCAUUGUACUUUUGGCUGCCGACACGAAAAGGCGGUGUGCGCUAUUUUAACACAUAAACACUUAUAGUGUGUCAUUUUAAAUGUGCAGUUAUUUUAGAAGGAUUAACAACUACAACAACAAAAAAUAAAAAUUUAUAUUUAGUUGUUUAUAUAAAAUUAUCCUAAUCCAUAAUAAUAUCGCGAAUUUCGGGAAUACUUAUGUGAAAGUUCAAAUUAACUUAUAAACAAAAGGAUAACACACUAUCAAACAUAAAAAAUAUUUCUGUGUUUUGACAAAAGUUAAAAAAGGAUAUAGUAGUAACAAAUAAAAAUCUCCUUUUGUGCCAAAAAGUUUUCAAAGGAUGUGCGAGUGUUGCUCAACAAUAAACAGCUUAUCAAAAAUAAUUAUUUUUGAUUAUCAGUGAUUCCCAUUGAUAAAAAAGUAACAAAAACAAAUUACCACCAAACAACAACAAAUUGGAGACUUAGUGAAAUAAUUAAUUGCAUCAAUUAACCAAACGAAAGGCAAAAUUUAAGAAGAAAAAAAACGUACACGAAAAAGAAACAUAAACGAACAUAAAAGGAAACAAAAUAAAAACAACAAGUUCAAAUUCAAACACGCGAAUUUGUGGUGUUGAGGUUUUUGGUUUUCUUGAUUUUAAUGAAUUUUUUCAUUUGUGCGAAUUGUUUCUGUUUUUCUUAAAUAAAUCAAAAAUUCUUGGUGAAAACGGUUCUUUCUCCUUUUAAUUUGUAUCUCUGUUGAGUGAUCUCCUCUCGAAGAGAAUCGGUGGACAAUCUCUUGGAGUCAACAACAAGUGUUGCAAUAAAUCAAAAAAGAAAAUAUCUUACAAUUAAAAAAUAAAGAAUUAAAUCCAUAUUAUAUAAAGUGCUACUGUGUCACGGUGAUCAGUUGUGGAUAUCAUUAGCAGCGAUCAUUUUUCAUCAAGAACGUCAAGUGUGUGCAAGGCACACAAUAGUUCCAGGAUUUUUUGUGGUUUAGAUAUUUACCCCCCGUCCGCAAAGCUGAACGGCCUGAAGUUGGAUAUAUCCACCUACCAACAAAUGAACAUCCGGAUGACGACGAAGGGCAAGCGUCCCCUGCGGAGCUUGACCCCUAGCGAUAAAAUCCAUGCCAUUCAGAGGAUUCACGAUGGUGAGUCGAAGGCUUCGGUGGCACGUGACAUCGGCGUUCCAGAGUCCACAUUGCGUGGGUGGUGCAAGAAUGAAGACAAGCUGCGAUUCAUGUCCCGACAAUCGGCGUCUGACAAAAUGGCCGCUGAUUCGUUGACAGACAAGCUUGUGGAUGGUGCUGCUGCCGCUGCGGCUGCCCUUCUCGGAGGACCCCCAGAGAAACGCCAAAAGAUGGACCCCUCGAUGCCAUUGAACUUCUCCAACAAGAUGAAGUACGAAGAUCUGGCCUACAAACGGAGUCCUCUCAACGGCUUGGACUUCAGCACAAACAAAGCUCUGUCCGAUCUGAGUUUCAAUGGGUUGGGCCCCGACUACAAUGCGUUCAAGAACGCCGAGAUGGUGGCUAUGAAUGGUGUGAAAAAUAAAGGCUAUGGUGCAGAUCUCUCACGACAAAAUGAUCCAUCCCUCGCUGCUAUCAGCCCUCUCUCGAGCUUAAGUCAUCUGUCCGGACUGACUGGUCUGGGACACAGUCCUCUAGCAAUUAGCUUCAAUGAGCUGACCUCGAAUUUAAAUCUCAUUGCCCAGCUAAAUCCAAGCUUAGCGGCAACAAUGUCUAGUCUCAAUGGUCUCAAUCCCAGCUCUCUGCGAAAUGUCAAACCAAAGCCACAGCCCAUGAACAGCCCUCGAAGCAGUGACGGUGAUCGAAUUACACAAGGUCUCUCCGUCAAAAAUUGGGCCAAACAAAAGAACACGGGAAGUGAUAAUUACGGCCUGAAUCUAAGUGCAAACGAAAAGAACAAGAUGAAAUGUCCUUCUCCAUCUUUGGCACCUUCCUUGGGAGCAGGAAUGCCCGCCAUGGACGAUCCUCUGUUGUAUUGGUUGAAGUCCCAACAAGCCAUGUUAGGCUUAAACAGCUUAUACCCACCAAAUCCGCCAAGCUCCUCCAGCCCACCCAUCCGAUCUUCCACUCCCCAGCAACACGGCCAUGCCUCCACCCCACCAAUCUCAUCGACGCCGCAGACCCCAUCCUCGACACCAUCAGGAAGUCUCGAUGACAAGAAUUCGGCAUGGUUCAAUUGGUGUAAGGCAUUCGGAGCGAGUUUGAACUCCUUAGCCCCGCACAGUGCUCUCCAGCCAUCUUCAACCACCAUUGAUGGAGGAAGCAUGAAACCUCAAUUUGAGAACAUCCUCUAUUCUCAUCUGACCAAAGAAUCCAGCUCUCCCCACAGCACUGAUGCCAUCAACAAUAACAACAACAACGAAGUUACUAGCAACUCCAAGCCAGAAGACCUAUCUGCAAAGUCAUCAUCCGUAAAGACUCCCAGUCCAGCUCAUAGCCCCAUAAUUAAAUCAGAGGCCGAUACCGCUUCAACAAACACCUCCAAGGAUGCUCUGGAUAACCUGUUGUACAAGAUGAACCAAAACAACAAUGGAACAACCGCCAACAACCACGAAGCUUCUGCGGAUAACGGUGAAGAUCAUGAUCGUGAGUUGGAGAACAAUAGUAGUGCCAGCAGCACCCACAACAUGCAAGUUGGUGGUGGUGGAAGUGAGAGCGAUGCCAGCUACAACAGCGAUAGCCUCAACAACAAUGACAACCAUGACAACAACAACCACAAUAACAACAACAAUAACUCCAACAAAACCGACGAAGAGGAACGCGCCAAAUACGCCUCCUCCGAUUGCGAAGACAUGGAGGCCAUCGAACAUGGCGAGAAGUUCCUUAAAUGGCUCGAGAAUUGCAGUAAUCCUCGAGUGACUUCUGUUCAACUGAUGCAGCUCCGUUUCCUCAUCUCGGCGAUAAAGUCCGGCAACGAGAAACAACUGGCCAAGGACAGUGACGAAGAGAACAAAGUGGCGAAGAUUCGCCGUCGCAAAUAGGAGCAACCGAAAUUGGCGUUAGACGUGGGAGGAGAGGUAACAGCAACAGUUGAAGAUUGGGUCGAUGACGACGAUUUGUACGAUGAAUACGAAGACCAUCGCGAUCGCGACCAGGACCAAUUACUAGCUUGGCAUCAAGACUACCAUAGGUAUACCUUUUCGCCACCAGCAACUCUACUCAGCACGUACAACAUAUACCCCUAUUGCGAGACUGUUGAGCCCAUCAUCAACAUUUGCAGCCCAUUCCGACCUGAACCUGACGACGACGACGAUGACGAGGUAGAAGAAAUCGAAGAGGAACCAGUUGAUGAAGAACCAAUCGAAGAGUCUGCAUCCAGUCCUGCCUCCGAAGUAAUAUGCCUACCAUCAACUCAAGACGAACCGUCUGAUGCAAUUGUUGAGUUAAAUGAAGCAGUUUUUUAAUUAUUGUUUUGUUUGUAAAUUUUGUUUAUCUUUGAGUUGUAGUUAAAAUUUUUAUUAAACUAAUAAAAAAAAUCAUUAUAAAACUAACUGUAAAAAUUCACGAUUAUAUCGACAAAAAAAUGCCAAAACUAUUAUAUAACUGUAUAUAGAAAUAUUUUAUUCCAUAAUUCAUUCCUUGUAGAUGUUAGAUUUUUAAUUAACAAAUUUAAUAAAAAAAAACAAACAAAAUAACAAAAAAAUUAAUUAAAAACAAAACUCCCUAGAAAAAUGUUAUUGUUAGUUAAAUUAUUUAAUUAGUUUUAAAUACAAAUUAUUAAUAAUAAAAAUUAACAAACAAAAAAAAACAUAUAAAAGACUUUUCUACAUUUUUGAAUAUCCUUUUUGUAAAAUAUAAAAUAAAGUAAUAAAACACAAAAAAUCUCUAAUAGCUGUAAAAUAUAAAUAAAUUCAAACUGAUUCUCUUUUUAAGGCUAAAUUAAUAAUACAAAAAUCAUUAUCUAAAUGUUGAAAAGAAAAACAAAAAAAGAAUACUUACUUAAAUAAGCAAUUUAUUCAAAUGUGUAUUAUAAAUAAAAGACGUAAGAUCCCGCGAUGCAACAAACAUUUAAAAACUUAACUAGAUAAAACUAGUUAAAACUAAAUCAAGUAAAAAUGAUAAAUAAUAUCGAACUACAUAUUCCAAGGAUUUCUUCGUCAGAAACAAGUCUUAAUUAAACAAAAAUAAGAAUCUACUAAAAGUAAAAUAUAUGUAAAAAUUUAAUAAAGAACAAAAACAACUUCUUAGAUGUAAACAAAGUGUUACUUUGAAUAAUAGUUUUUAUUUUGCAAAUUUUAUGAAGUAAAACAAAUCGUAACAUUCCUGAUUAAGUAAUUUUUAUUAUUUAUGUAACCUUAAAUAUAAUUUGAAUAUUUUAUUUUUCUUUAUUAAAAAUGUUAUUUUUUGUCUGUUUAAUAUUUUUAAUUUUC